UUUUAGAUUAGAAAACUGUGUACAAAUAUUGCGCAGUAAUAUGGGCAAAAAAAAGCGAAAUCAUGCGCAAAACACGGAGGAAGUUUCAUCAGUACCAUCUGUGAGCACUCCGCCACUCGUCAGACAAGUUACGUUUGAUGAAUCUUCAAAGGGACCUAGUGACUAUUACAUGGAACCGAGCGGUAGAGGUUUAAUUACAAGUCCAUCUGUUGGAACACUAAACAGAUUAGAACGACAGAAAAUUGUUCUCUGGAAGAGGCCUUUUCAAACAGUUCACUAUGCUCUUCGUGAAAUAUUACAGUUAUUGGUCGAGUUCAUCACUUAUUUAUGGUUGCACAAAGCUCGCAUAUUGUUUGUUUUAUUAUUGUGUGCCGUUGGGACAUAUAUUUGUCACAUUCCCGGUGCUCAUCAAAAAUACAUCCAGAGUUGGAAAGUGAAGUUAUUACGAUGUCUGUAUUGGAUAGGUUUGGGCAUACUGUCAUCUGUUGGACUUGGAACUGGUCUACAUACAUUUAUAUUAUAUCUCGGUCCACAUAUAGCUUCAGUUACAAUGGCGGCUUACGAAUGUAAUUCACUGGAUUUCCCUGAGCCACCAUAUCCGGAAAGAAUUCUAUGUCCGAAUGUGGAAGGCAUCGUGGAGACGGCAAUAGUGACAAUGUGGUCGAUAAUGUCAAAAGUACGUGUUGAAGCACUUAUGUGGGGAGCUGGCACAGCACUGGGUGAAUUACCGCCUUACUUUAUGGCAAAGGCAGCGCGAAUCUCCGGUGAGGAGCCAGAUGAUGAAGAGUACAGGGAAUUCCUAGCUUACAUUAAUCAAAAUGAACCCAAAGCACCCACUUUUACCGAAAAAUUCAAAGGAGUAAUGGAGAAAGCAGUCACUAAACUUGGAUUCUUUGGCAUUCUUUCUUUCGCUUCAAUUCCAAAUCCGUUCUUCGAUUUAGCUGGCAUAACGUGUGGGCAUUUCCUAGUUCCCUUCUGGAAGUUCUUUUUGGCAACUCUUAUUGGAAAAGCUGUCUUCAAAAUGCAUCUUCAGAUGUUUUUUGUGGUAUUGGCUUUCAGUGAAAACACAGUGGAGCAUCUUAUAGUUCAUUUAAAAGCGGUUCCGAUAUUUGGCGUACGUCUUCACCAGAAAUUAAUGGAGUAUCUAGCGUUUCAGAAAAUCAAGCUCCAUAAAGGUGGUAUCCUACAUGUUGAGGACAGCACUAUGCUUCAGAAGGGUGCUUCAUUCAUCGUUACAUCUAUGAUAGUUUGGUUUUUACUUUCUAUAAUCAAUUCGUUGGCACAGAAUUGGCAUAAGAGACUUUGUAACGCAAAAAAGAAGACACUAUGAUGGUUUAUAGGAGAUUUUAUCAUAUAAUUCUUUUAUUAGCAAAUCUUCACUUAUGC
Messenger RNA from Loa loa (African eye worm), 1386 nucleotides. RefSeq lists its product as hypothetical. Lineage: Eukaryota; Metazoa; Nematoda; Chromadorea; Rhabditida; Onchocercidae. The record is from RefSeq and is a predicted model, not a curated record. Bases 41 to 1330 code for a protein of 429 amino acids. The transcript has 11 exons.